GUACCGGCCUUUUCAAUCAUGUUAAGCACAUGCCAUGGGGUACUCGUUUGCUCUCACGUGCAAGAAAUAAUAGCUGGGGCUAGCUAAAUGGAUUUAUGAACCCUAUUCAGAGACAUGACGCCAUCUUACAACUGAGCAUCUUAGCAAUUCCUACAGCUGUGCCUUCUUCACAUGUCAAUCUUUAGGCGUUUUUCGGUGCGUUGGAGAACGGGCAGAUUAGCGCCACACGCCGCGCAAGUCGGCCGUCAAACAUUACUCAACAAAUCGAAAUAAAGGUGCUGUGCUCAACAGAAAUGCACAAAUCAAACUUGAAAAAUGGACAUAUUGCUGAUAUGAACACCAUAACCUCACGGAGAACUUUUUAAUGUCUCUUUGAAAUUGUGGCAGCGCACAUAUUUUUCCCUCGGGCGAUAUCAUCACUCGCUGGGUAACCAAACUACACCCUUCUCAAGCUUCUCCAUUGGCGGUAACAUACCUACCAUCACCAUGAUAGGUAUAUCCGCCUGGGACUACGUUUUCAUUCGAACAUGCAUAUUCCUCCUGCACCUCAUUGCUCCCCUUAGUGUUAUCUAUUCGCUGGUCCGCUGCUUAAUCCAUCUUCCGUUCCAUAUCCCCCAUGUGCUAGAGGCGUGGCUCGCUCUAGAGGCAGUAUUCUACCUUGUCGUCUAUCUCCCGCGUAAGAAUUACCUCCAGACAGUCGUGACACAUCCCACUGCCGGCCGUGACGACCGCCGGAGGUUGUUCUGGCGCUGCCACAACAAUAUUCCCGAUCCGGACCGGUACUUAACGAGAUGGUUCCGGGAUGCGCCGGUAGCAGAGAUCAAACGGGAGAACGUCAAGGACUUCUUCCGAUGGGCGUUCCUAAACUCCGGCGAGCCUGAUCCGGCAUAUGACGAGGAGCUGGAGGAGUAUAUUGGAGAGAUGGAGAAGUUGUUGGGGAGGAAGCUGGAGCCUGGCCGUGGUGAUGCGCAGUGCCUUAGAUUGACGCUUGAUAAGGUUGAGAUGUUACAUCGGAGUUUGAUAUGGUAUCUGUGUGUGUUUGUCGUUGAUACGUUAGCGUCUAUCUAUUUGCGCUACUACUCCUUCGACUUUCACCGCACGUCGUUGUUCCAGUUUCUCGCCGUCUUCCCGACGCGCCUCCUCACUCUCUUCACCACUUGUCGUUCGCCUGCGAAAACUCUCACUUACUGGUACCGGCCGCACACCUCCAGGACCAGACUCCCCAUUUUAUUUAUACACGGUAUCGGUGUUGGCCUUUACAUGUAUAUACCAUUCUUGGCCGACCUUAAUGCCGAAGAUAGCAAGGACCCGUCGGAUGGGCAGGUAGGGAUCAUAGCUAUAGAGAUUAUGCCAAUAAGCUCCAGGAUAACAGCUGAGGCAAUGUUAAAGGAUGAGAUGUGCGAGGAGGUUCAUUGCAUUUUAAAGGCACAUGGAUGGGAAAAAUUUAUGCUAGUGUCACACUCCUACGGAAGCGUUGUUGCUACGCAUCUCCUUCACACGCAACAGAUCACAGGCAAGAUUGGGCCGAUUUUGUUUGUUGAUCCUGUGUCAUUCCUGCUACAUCUCCCUGAGGUAGCGUAUAAUUUUAUCUGUCGGAAGCCAACCCAGGCUAGUGAACACUUGCUCUCUUACUUCGGCUCUAAAGACAUGGGCGUCGCGCAUACGUUAUUCCGACGUUUCAUCUGGUCCGAUAAUGCCUUGUGGAAGGAAGACAUCCAGCACCAUCGUGUGGCUGUUGUGCUAGCCGGCAGAGACGUGAUCGUAGACACGAACGCAAUUGUGGCGUAUCUGACGGGCACACAUGACUGGUCUUUGGAGACUGAAAGCUGGGAAAAUGGAGUAUGGAAAGGGGACGGGCUGGAGGUGCUGUGGUUUCAAGAUUUAGAUCAUGGAGAGGUUUUUAGCCGGAGGAGGACGAGACAGAGGUUAGUGGAUAUUGUUAGGAGAUUCGUCGCGGAGGAAUAGUUGUCUGUAUUUAGUCUAAUAGUGGCAGCGACCUGAAAUCCUUUAUACUUGGUAGUUUCGAUUCUUGCAGGCCUAUACUGGCGAAGGCGGGACGAGGGAGGUUAUUAGUUAUAUGAAUGAAAACAGAAAAAGCCAUUACGGCGUUUUGGUAGUAAGCUAGGUUCAUAGAUCACAAGGAGGAUGCACUCUCCUUGCUAGGUUUCAC
Molecule: messenger RNA, 2170 nt
Organism: Fusarium redolens
Lineage: Eukaryota; Fungi; Ascomycota; Sordariomycetes; Hypocreales; Nectriaceae
Exons: 4
Coding region: 487-1965 (492 amino acids)
Source: RefSeq, a predicted model, not a curated record